Aspergillus pseudonomiae is the source of this 1380-nucleotide messenger RNA. RefSeq lists its product as uncharacterized. Lineage: Eukaryota; Fungi; Ascomycota; Eurotiomycetes; Eurotiales; Aspergillaceae. Bases 1 to 1380 code for a protein of 459 amino acids. The record is from RefSeq and is a predicted model, not a curated record. The transcript has a single exon.
AUGCAGGUGAACCUUGAUCAAAUAGAGUUCUACUACGGCCCCAGCCACCAGAAGCCUCGAAGCACAUUGGCCUCUACUGGUGGAAAUCGACCAACUCUCACCCAUGUUACACAGCCGUUUCAGCGUUCUUCUUUUGCCACUGAGUCUGUCUUCAUCCAAGCACAGGCACCGACGAAUAUACUAGACUCUUCGGCACCCCCAACGCAUGAACGGCCCUCCACUGGUAUCACAAACCCACAGAAUGUGUUUGAUGUCGAGAUAUCCAAUUUCUAUGGCGGAGCCGCAUCUCAACCACAAAUGAUUACAGAAAAUAAAUGUCUGGUUACUACAGAUAUACCAGGGAUUCCUGAAUCUCCAUUGGAUCUCAUGAAAUGCCCCCUAUCAUUAUCAAAGCCACCAGCAUUUGAAGACUCCACUACACCGACGUCGCCAACAACAAACGAACUUGAGCAAGAAAAUGCUCUGUCCAGUAAUAUUCUCGAUGCGAUUGACACGGCAACUUCUGACCACUCCAUAUCGCCUAUUGUCGCAUUUGAAUCAUCGAGCAAUGUGCCUAGCAGCCUUUCCAUGGGCGGUGAUUUCCAGCAAGAACCGGUCAACAAUGCUAUAGACACGUCACCUUGCAUCCCAGAUCAUGAUAGAGAUCCAUGUAUAACGACAACGAAUGCUCCGGAGCAGACCGGAAAUCUCGAAGUGGCUGAGGACAAGUCCAUUCCAUCCUGCCAACCUUAUCAGUCGAACGCACCCUCUAGCCCAGAAUGUUCCGCUAGCCUAGCAACCCCGAGCGUCGAUAGACUGGAAUCCUACCCAUCGAUUGCUGUUGUUGUACCGGUACCUCCAUGGGCGCGAGGGAAAGUUACCAGGACAAGCACAAGGGUCGCCGCGGUGGCUUGCAAGAAACGGCUUCGAGCUAGUGGCGGUGACAAUGACCACCAGGAUCCUGAAGUAUCAAUUGCUGACGCAACUCGACAGCGCCCGAAGAUAAAACCAAAAUCUAGGGUGAAGUCUCUUCAUCAUUCACUGGGCGGUCAAAACCCCGUUCCAUGUGAUCGUUCUGGUGCUAUCCACAAGGUCCGCGGGAGAGCUAUCCUCACAGUUGAGUCCAGUGGGCCGAGGCCAGCAUAUUAUUUCACAUUCGUUCCCGAGGCUGGUCCGAUGCGGGCUCAAACCCCUCCGGCCGACAUGUCGGGAAAACAAAGGCCAUAUACCUCAGACGAAAAUGCACUGUUGGUGCGGCUGAAGAAAAGAGAGACAAUGUCAUGGGCGGAGAUUGCUGCACACUUCCCUGAACGAAGCGUAUCAUCCCUCCAAGUCCACUACUCAACCAAAUUAAGCCACAAGGCUACCACGCAAGCUGAAAGGCCACGAAGACGCCGAUGA